AAAAAUCAAACCCUCUCCAAUAGAUGGGUUACUGUGAAUCACUCUCCCACUGUCACUACCAUUUCCACGAAACUUAAUACCCUUCUUAAUUUCACAUUCACUCACACUCAUCACCGUAACAUUAAUACUCUCUCUGUCACUUCGUUUAUUUACUUCUUCACUUCUCUCCCUCUUCCACACACAACUUUCCAUGUGUUUCUACCCUCACUUCAUUAACUCUAUCACCAUCUCUUCAGGCUUUUGUUAUUUAUAACUACACACAAAACACAAUUCUCUAUAUCUUCUUCUUCUUCUUCUUCUUCUUCUUCUUCUUUAAUGAUGGAUGAGCUGUACGGUCUCCAUUCAAGCCUUGAUUAUUCUAUGCAGCAGGCGCCUGCAGAGAAUAUGGUUACUUGGGCCAACUAUCACAAUAUUUCAACCGCCGUUGUUGCUUUUGGCGAUAGGCAUCCUGUUUAUGGAUCCGAGCAGUUGGGGUCUGGUUCUUCUGGGAUGUCUGACGCUGCUUCAAUGGUGCCUGAGAUUCAAAGAAACGGUUCAGAUGAACAAGUUGCUGUUUCCAGUGCAAUUAGAGCUAAAAUCGCUUCUCAUCCUCUUUACCCUAAACUACUCGAAGCCUAUAUUGAUUGCCAGAAGGUGGGAGCGCCACCGGAAAUAGCUCUGGUGUUGGAUGAAAUCAGGCGAGAAAGUGAUGUUAAUAAGCGAAACACUGUCGUUUCAAGUUGCUUAGGCGCCGAUCCCGAGCUGGACGAGUUCAUGGACAUUUAUUGCGAUAUAUUGUUGAAGUAUAAAUCGGAUCUAUCAACGCCUUUUGAUGAAGCAACUGCGUUUAUAAACAAUAUGGAAACGCAGCUGAGUAAUCUCUGCGCUACUGGUUCUGAUGAAGGUGUUGGAUCAUCUGAUGACGAUUGUAGUGGGGGUGAGAGUGAGGUUCCUGAAUGUUUCCGGACGCCGCCGGUGGACCGUGAGCUUAAGGACAAACUCUUUCGUAAAUAUGGUGGUUAUAUUAGCACCUUGAAGCAUGAAUUUUCUAAGAAGAAGAAAAAGGGAAAACUACCGAAAGAAGCCAGGCAAAUCUUGUUUGAUUGGUGGAGUGUCCACAACAAAUGGCCCUAUCCCACGGAAUCGGAUAAGGUUCAACUGGCGGAAUCAACGGGGCUAGACCAGAGGCAGAUAAACAAUUGGUUCAUCAAUCAAAGGAAAAGGCACUGGAAACCUGCAGAGAAUAUGCAGUUUCCCGUUAUGGAUAGCCUGUAUGCUCCAUUUUACAUGAAUAAAUGAGUGAGGUAGGAAUGGGAUUUCCUUCAUAUCACUUGUGUAUAUUUGCAAACACAAGCUUGUGGUUGUGCCCAAACCAGAAUCUUUCGUGUUGCUGCUGCCAAAAUGUUUUAGGAUGUAUGUAAAUAUUGAAUAGAUAUUUGAUAUAAUGGUACUUUUUAUUUCAUCAA
Pistacia vera is the source of this 1445-nucleotide messenger RNA. RefSeq names its product homeobox protein knotted-1-like 6. The coding region runs from base 316 to 1278 and encodes 320 amino acids. The transcript has 5 exons. Gene Ontology annotation, molecular function: DNA binding; DNA-binding transcription factor activity, RNA polymerase II-specific. Lineage: Eukaryota; Viridiplantae; Streptophyta; Magnoliopsida; Sapindales; Anacardiaceae. Gene Ontology annotation, cellular component: nucleus. The record is from RefSeq and is a predicted model, not a curated record. Gene Ontology annotation, biological process: regulation of DNA-templated transcription.